Ceutorhynchus assimilis (cabbage seed weevil) is the source of this 821-nucleotide messenger RNA. Lineage: Eukaryota; Metazoa; Arthropoda; Insecta; Coleoptera; Curculionidae. The record is from the annotation of a GenBank genome assembly.
UAGAGACUCUAGAGUGGAGGAAACAGUUCCCAAUUCAAAAUAAACGGAACUAUAUAAACAAAAAUAUGCCUAAAAAAAAGCAAAUAAUGUUCAUGUAUCAAUUUAAUCAAAGCUCGGAGUGAACAGUUAAAACCCAACUGAUCUGGGGUCAUGAUUUCCGAAAGCCCCUAGUGCGCCAGCUGACUUUGACAAUCAAUUUGUAAACAAACUUUCAUUCAAACUUUGUACUCAAAUCAAAAAUGUUUUAAUAAUUAUUUUCUAAUUACUAUUACCAGAAACAUUAAUGGGCCAGCCAAGAAGAAAACUUAUAACUAGAAAAUCAAUUUGUAAAUAUUUAUAAUAAUAAUUAAUCAAAAUGUAUUUUCUAAGGCCAUCACUUCAUGCAGCAAAAAAUUGUAUACAGAUUCAUAGAGUAUGCCUGGCAGCGGCAACCCAAACAAGACACUCCAGUUCUUCAAUCAAAGAUGAAGCCACUGUCUCAUUAAGCAAUGCUCAAAAACUUAAAAAAGCUGUAACAGAAUACGGAACCACAGUCAUAGUUUUCCACGUAGGCAUCUCACUAAUGUCCCUGGGCACUUCUUAUGCCUUAGUUUCAACAGGCUUGGAUGUGGAACAAUUACUAACCACCUUAAAACUGCAAGAGUAUGUCAAAGGCAAUACUAUGCUUGUUUCAAAUGCUGGAACCUUCGCAGUGGCUUACGCUAUACAUAAAGUGUUUGCUCCAGUUAGGAUAACAAUAACUUUGGGCUCUGUGCCGUUUAUUGUCAAGUAUUUGAGGAACAAAGGGGUUUUGAAAAAAUAGAUUUUUUUUUAAAUUUUUA